This is a messenger RNA of Mytilinidion resinicola, 1407 nucleotides long. Its product is annotated as Bicupin, oxalate decarboxylase/oxidase. Gene Ontology annotation, biological process: oxalate metabolic process. Bases 1 to 1407 code for a protein of 468 amino acids. Lineage: Eukaryota; Fungi; Ascomycota; Dothideomycetes; Mytilinidiales; Mytilinidiaceae. The record is from RefSeq and is a predicted model, not a curated record. The transcript has 2 exons.
AUGAGGCUCGAUAAGGUAUCUGUGUUAUGUCUAGUAGCCGCACUUCUAAAUCCAGCAGCCUCCGCUCCUGCCCCAUCAUCUGGAGGUCUUCGCGGAUCGGAAAACCUGCUUGGCUAUGAUUCGAACAACAAGGUGCCACAGCCGCCGACAGUGAUACCAUCAGAUGAGUUUGAAUUAGCUCCGGGACAAUCACAAGAUGCCGACCUGGGUGUUCCCAUUGACCUUACGAACGUCAAGAACCCUCAGCCAAUUCGAGGUGGCAAGACAGGCCCAACAGAUCCGGGCCCUCGCACUUAUGUGUAUGAUCGUUUGAAUAGCGACAUGUAUGCUCCCCCGGGAACCGACGCCGGAGAUUUCACCAACGCCAAAUGGCCCUUCGCGCUCUCUCACAACAGACAUGGCCUUGCUGGAGCCGGAUGGGCGCGCCAGCAAAACACUGACCAGCUCCCAGUCGCCACCGCCAUGGCCGGCGUCAACAUGCGCCUCUCAUCGAACGCAUACCGCGAGCUGCAUUGGCACAAAGCAGGCGAGUGGUCGCUCAUGCUGAACGGCAGCGUCCGUAUCCAAGCCGUAAAUGAGAACGGUGAGACCUUCAUCGACGAUCUGACCCUAGGCGAUGUCUGGUUCUUCCCGGCAGGUAUCCCGCACUCGAUCCAAGCCUUCGACGACGGCUGCGAGUUCCUCCUGGUGUUCGACCAAAGCGACUUCAGCGAAGACGAAACCUUUCUCGUCUCCGAGCUCUUCGAACGUAACCCCCAAAGCGUCGUGGCGAAAAAUUUCAAGACCUCUGUGCAGGACUUCAAGAAUCUACCUGAUGGCCAGUUGUGGAUCUUCCCUGGCACACCCGCGCCAAAGAACAUCUCUGCGCAGAACGUGACAGGCCCCGCGGGCGCUAUAUCCCAGGCCGGCUCGUACAGCUACCACUUCUCUGAGCAGCAACCGUAUGAGGUCGAUGGCGGCAGCAUCAAGAUUCUCGACCCGGCCACCUUCCCCAUCGCCAAGGGUUUCUCCGUCGCCCUCAUCACUAUCAAGCCCGGCGCGAUGCGCGAAAUGCACUGGCACACGUCCUCCGACGAGUGGUCGUAUUUCCUGGCCGGCAGCGCUCGACUAACGGUCUAUCAAGCGCCAGCAUCGUCCCGUACGUUCGACUUUUCCGCUGGGGAUGUGGGAUACGUGCCUUUCCCGAACGCGCACUACAUUGAGAACACAGGGUCAAAUGAUGUCGUGCUCUUAGAGGUGUUGCAGGCGGACGCGUUUAGCGAUAUAAGUGUGGGACAAUGGCUGGGGCUAACGUCCGGGCAGAUUGUAAAGGAUCACUUAAAUGUGCCGGAGGGUUUUAUUUCGAAGCUGUCGAAGGUCAAACAAUACAUUGUGCAGGGGAGUACGAAUUUAACGGAUGUGCAGUGA